AAGCCCCCUUACCCACCCACCCCCUUUCUCCUCUCUCUCUCUCUCUCUCUCUCUCCCCCAAAAAGAAAAGUUAGAGAGAGAAAGGGAGAGAAACAAAGGUUGUCUUGGUCGAAUUCUCACUACUACUCUACUGCUGUGCUGCUGCUGAUUUUAUAUAAUCGAAGAAAUCAUUCAUCAUCAUAGUCGUCUUUCUUGGUGCCAUGGAUGAGUACGAAGCUACUAAGGUAGUGAUGACGAGGAUCCAAAGUUUGGAUCCGGACAACGCCUCGAAAAUCAUGGGAUAUAUUCUCAUACAAGACCAGGGCGAGAAGGAGAUGAUUCGAUUGGCCUUCGGGCCUGAAUCGCUGCUGCUUUCUUACAUCAGCCAGGCCAAGGCUUGUCUGGGGCUCACCGCCGGCGCCGGCGCCGGAAACAGCCCCUUUCCGCCGCGAAUCUUGGUCCCCAACAAUGGCUUCCAUUUGAGCGGCCCUCCCUCGCCUUCCCUCUUCCAGAGGAGCAGCCCCCGCCCCUUUUCCUACGCUGCUGCUCUCAACGGCAAUGGCGCCGGCGCCGGAGGCGGCGGUGGAAGUGGCUCGCCAAGCUUGCAUUUUUACGGCGGCGGCGGCGGUGGUGGUGGGAAUGAAUUUCCGUAUCUGGACGACUCGAUUGUGGAUCCGGUGAUGAGCCCUAGCGGGAGGAGUGAUUCGAUGAUUUUCCCGUACGGCGACGACGGCAACGGCGGCGUUUCUUCGCCCCACCCUUUCCACCGCCGGAGCUGCUCCGUUAACGACGCUGCUGCAUUUUUGUCCGGUCUGGAGGACGGAGGAGGCGGCGGCGGCGGCGGGGGGUGGAGGCCUUGCAUGUACUUCGCUCGAGGGUUUUGUAAGAAUGGGAGUGCCUGCAAGUUCUUACACAGUGACGUUGCCGCCGCCGCCGAAGCCGCGGCGGCGAUGGAGAUGGGGUCUCCGGGCAAGAAUGGCGCCGGAUUUGAUGAGCUGCUGAGACUGCGGACUCUUCAGCACCAGAGGUUUGCUUUCAUGGCGGGUCACCAUCCGUUUGGUUAUCACAACGAGAAUCCGAGGAAUGAGUUUUCUGCAUUGGGUUUGAUUGUUGGUCCGAAUUCGAGCUCCCGACAAAUUUAUUUAACGUUCCCGGCGGAUAGUACAUUCAAGGAAGACGAUGUUUCGAAUUAUUUCAGUAAGUUUGGACCGGUGCAAGAUGUCCGGAUUCCGUAUCAGCAGAAGCGUAUGUUCGGAUUUGUGACCUUUGUCUAUCCGGAGACCGUCAAGAUCAUCUUGGCGAAAGGGAACCCGCAUUUCGUGUGCGAUUCUCGCGUGCUCGUCAAGCCGUACAAGGAGAAAGGGAAGAUCUUAGAGAAGAAGCAACAGCAGCUGGAAAGAGGCGAGCAUUCAGCUUGUCUGAGCCCAUCCGGGAGAGACACUAGAGAGCACGUCGAUUCCCCGUUUGGUAAUAACAAUCGAAUGCUGCUCGGCGCUCAAGAAAUGAUGCUGAGACGAAAAUUGGAGGAGGCGGAGUUGCAGCACGCCAUCGAACUUCAAGGCCAAAGGAUGAUGAACUUACAACUUUUCGACCUCAAAAAUCAGCAUCAUAGCCCUCGAUUUCUCCCGAACUUGAGGUCCGCCGUCGCUCCGUUUUCGUCUCCCAGACACUCUCAUUUACUGAUGAACCAAACUUUCGUUGCCGCCGUUAACAAAGAAGACUCUGAAGCUAAAUCUUCUGCCGAGGCAGCUGCCGGUGAACCUGAUCUACCGGAAAGCUUGGAGCACAUCCUUCCCGACAACCUCUUCGCGUCUCCGACAAAAGCAGCGGCGGAAUGUAAUCCUCCUUUCUCCGAAGCUUCGGGUGAUGAAAUCGAACAACCCGUCGUAACAAUGUCGCCGUCUCCUAACAAUAGCAACAACCCAGCCAGUUCUUCCCCCGGCAUUACUCCGAAAUCAUGUUACCUUCAAAUGCCAAGGUUUUCGUCCUCCGGGCAAGAAGUUAUCGAAAUGUAGGUGCAGUAGAACUGAUUUGAGGUAGCGAACAGCGAUUAACAACUUAGCCACCGAAAGUAACAACAAAGUAUACAAGGAAGUAAGAAAAAGGCAGAAAUCUAUGUAGCUGUAUAGCCAAGUAAAAAAAAAAAAAAGACCACAUACAACCUUCAAAACAACACAAAGAAGAA
Andrographis paniculata is the source of this 2164-nucleotide messenger RNA. RefSeq names its product zinc finger CCCH domain-containing protein 22-like. The coding region runs from base 201 to 1994 and encodes 597 amino acids. Gene Ontology annotation, molecular function: metal ion binding; RNA binding. The transcript is spliced from 8 exons. The record is from RefSeq and is a predicted model, not a curated record. Lineage: Eukaryota; Viridiplantae; Streptophyta; Magnoliopsida; Lamiales; Acanthaceae.